Eruca vesicaria subsp. sativa (arugula) is the source of this 2241-nucleotide messenger RNA. NCBI's taxonomy places the organism in Eukaryota, Viridiplantae, Streptophyta, Magnoliopsida, Brassicales, Brassicaceae. The record is from the annotation of a GenBank genome assembly.
UUCUGUUGCAACUUGCAACUUUUUCUUCGAGACAUUAAUGGCGGUUUAGAUUCUUUUCUCUGAUCCGUUGUGGCCGCGUGGUCCAAUUUCUCCGGCGGGGCGUGAUUUUAAGGUCAAUUUGAGGUUUAAAUUGGAGAAUUUAGAGUGCAAUCAUAUAUCGGUGUGUGUUUUGAGAUGGGGAAUGGUGAAGAAACAAAAUGCGUUUUCCCCUUGACGAGUCUCCAGAUCGGAGACUUGCAGUCAUAUCUUUCUGAUCUCAGUAUUUUCAUGGCCAAUAAAAGCAAGAAGAUUUACAUAUUGGUGGAUAACCGGCCAUGGUUGAAUCCCGGCACCCGUUCUGCUCAUUUCUGGCAACUUAUGGUUACAAAGUCCAGACUCUCCCCUUUUGCAAACUCGAAAGGUAAAGAAGGGAAGAAAAAGCAGAAGCAGGAGGAUGAGGAGAAGCCUAAAGAGGCGUGUUCCCAGUCCAACAGUAAGAAAAUAAAAGAGCUCAAGAAAUGGUUCUCACUGAUUGACGCAACAACUUUUUCCAAGAACAAAAUACCUGCAAAGAAACUGCAAAGCUCUUUGUAUCUAAACAAGCAGCUGCACAAGACCUUGUAUGGUUUCAUCGUGUUUGAAGUUGAAUGGGCCAAUGUGAGGGGUAUCAAUUACUUGAACGAGCUACAGACAGACACAUCUCUUGCUAUUGAAGCUAAAUUGAUGCGAAGGUGGGAGUUUGAGAGUAUCGAUCAAGCUCUUACAAAUAUGUCUCAGUGGUUUUCUGGAUCAAAAUCUGAAAGAUCUUGCUUGAGGGAAUAUCUUGAUUCAACUAAAGGAGAGGUUUUUCAUGACGCUGAAGCUGAUUUUUCAAAACAUUCACCUGUUGACGAUGACGCUGAACUCUGUAGUGAUUAUGUGUCUGUUGAAAACGACUCUCCUUGCUGCUCAAGAAGUGUCUUCAGCGUUGACCAUUCUACUGCAGACUACGAUGAAAAAGAGCCUCACACACCGCCUCUUACCGGACCAUACAAGAGAAGAAGAGUAACUAAGGCAAUCAGCACCGGAGUUGAAUUUGACUAUAUGGAGGAAACACCCAAAAGAAAAGAUAACUCGUUAGACCACUGGGAACGCCACGUACCUGAUGGUGAGAACAUCACUGAAGCAACCGAGUAUAAAGAUGUCCUAGUUCUGGUCAGGUUUGGUGACCGUGACCUGCCCUUUAAAUUCCGAGAGGUUAUAAUGUCCGACAUACGCUUGCUUACUCUGCUUGAAGCUGGUCUCCCUUCAUGGGUCCUGUUUUUGCAGUCUUAUCCUGGAUUUUGCCAUCUUUAUCGACCAUGGAUGUGCCUUCUCGCCAGAACACUGUAUGUGAUUAUAUCAAUCAUCACCGUUGUGAUCGGUUUUUACGACCUGUACAAAAACGUCCCCGUUCUAAAGGCUACUGCAUCUCGGCUAUGUGGUCCACUCUUUGAUUGGGUCGAGACAUGGGACAUGGUAUCACGGAUAAAGUACUUGGGAACGAUGUUGUUUCUUCACAACGUUCAGAAAGCUGUCAAGUGGGCUAUGACAAUGGCACGUGGUGUACAGUCGUUUGUUUCUUUACUCGUAAUGCCUCUGGUGAAUCCUCUUUUGGAGGUUCUCUGUUUGCUCCUGCCGGUUUGGAAUUCGCUGGCGGAAACAGUGGAGAGCUUGGUUUCAGUGGUUUGGAUAGUGAUUGAAUCUGGUUGGAAUCUUGUUGGUGAUGUGGUGGAGUUGGUGCUUUUGCCAAUUUGGUUUGUCGUCUCACUAGUUUGGAACAUCACAAGUGCGGUUUUGUUGCCUCUGUUCUGGAUCAUAUGGGAAGUGGUAUAUGCACCAAUCCGAGUGGUUGUUGCAUUGGCCAGCGGUUUAGCUUUUUCCUUUUCAUACCUAUUCGAUGUUCUUGGAGAUUUAUGGCGGUACAUGAGCAGCAUACUUCAGUUUGCAUCAGAUUCUCAAGCAGCUGUGAAGACGUAUGAAGUUUCCAUGUGGCGUACACUUUGGAAUGACCUCUUUUCUCAUGUUUUUCGUGCUGUCAGGAGUAUAUUGAACGGGUUUGUAGCCUUCUUUGCUGCCUGUAACAGACACCGGCUUAGUACAUAUAACCACAUACAAGAUUUUAUCCAGAGACUACAUGGACGAACCUCGAGAACAGACUCUAGAAACUCAAAACAUGGCAGGUCUGCUAAGAGCCAUCAACGUACAGGAGAUGACACAAGGAGGAAACUGCACCUUCCAUAG